This is a messenger RNA of Carcharodon carcharias (great white shark), 2959 nucleotides long. It is a transcript of the gene slc43a2b, whose product is annotated as solute carrier family 43 member 2b. Bases 319 to 2028 code for a protein of 569 amino acids. The record is from RefSeq and is a predicted model, not a curated record. The transcript is spliced from 15 exons. Gene Ontology annotation, molecular function: neutral L-amino acid transmembrane transporter activity; L-amino acid transmembrane transporter activity. Gene Ontology annotation, biological process: neutral amino acid transport; transmembrane transport. Lineage: Eukaryota; Metazoa; Chordata; Chondrichthyes; Lamniformes; Lamnidae.
GAAAGAAAGCGAGAGAGAGAGAGAAGGAGAAAGGAGAGGAGGAGCAGAGAGAGAGAGAGAGAGCGCUGUCCAGCCCUGCACCGGCUGCAGACUGGGCUGCCUGACACUUAUAAAAAGGGAGUGAAACUAGCCAGAGUUCCUCUUCUUCAUUAACAUCAGUCAACCCGGGCGGAGGGUGCUCGUCCUGACAGCAAGCAGGUAAUGGCUUGUCCGUGAUUCCUUCCAUGAUAGACCAGCCGCCCGCCUCACCCCAGCCCACCAGACCCAUACCACACCCCCAACAGCCGGCGGUCAGUGUCCUAAAGAAACUGCCCUACCAUGGCUCCCACACUCGCUACCGCUCACCGGCGCCGCUGGUGGAUGGCAUGUACGGCUGUCAUUGAAAACCUCCUCUUCUCCGCCGUGCUGCUGGGCUGGGGCUCACUGCUGCUCAUGUUAAAAUCUGAGGGCUUCUACUCAUACCUCUGUCAGGAACCAGAAAACAUCACCAACAGCAGCUUGGCAGGAAGCAACGGGACAGAUGCUGAGCUUAUCCUGCGGAUGAACGGGUGGCUCAUCUGUAAGGACCAGGAUGAGAUGUUGAACCUGGCAUUCACUGUUGGAUCCUUCCUGCUCAGUGCCAUCUCGCUUCCACUCGGGAUUGCCAUGGACAAGUACGGCCCACGUAAGCUACGUCUCAUUGGCAGCACCUGUUUUGCUCUGUCCUGUUUGCUGAUUGCUUAUGGAGCCAGUAAUCCCGCUGAUCUUUCAGUGCUGAUUUUCAUUGCUCUCGCCCUCAAUGGAUACGGAGGGAUGUGUAUGACCUUCACCUCUCUAACAUUGCCAAACAUGUUUGGGGACCUGCGAUCUACUUUCAUUGCUCUCAUGAUUGGUUCUUAUGCUUCAUCUGCUGUGACAUUCCCAGGCAUCAAGGUGAUUUAUGAUUUGGGGGCUCCAUUUAUCACCAUCCUCCUGGUCUGGGCAGCCUGCGGAGGUCUCGUCUUCCUCAACUGUUUCCUCAACUGGCCAUUGGAACCAUUCCCGGGUCCCGAAGACAUGGACUACACUGUGAAGGUGAAGUUUAGCUGGCUGGGUUUUGAUCACAAGAUCACAGGGAAGCAGUUCUACAAGCAGGUGACGACAGUGGGUCGCCGCCUCAGUGUGGGGAACUCGAUGAAGCCCCAGGACAAGUUGUCCACCCAGGACGGUAACAAACUCUGUCUGUCCACUGUCGACCUGGAGGUCAAGUGUCAGGCUUCGGACCAAGGCUCCGGCUCCUUCAUGCAGAGUAUUUUCAGCCCAGUGUACAUCCUCAGCUUGGUCACCAUGUGUGUCACCCAGCUCCGCCUCAUCUUCUACAUGGGAGCCAUGAAUAACAUCCUGGAGUAUCUGGUCGAGGGAGACCUCAUCACAGUCAGUCUCUACUCCUCCAUCUUUGGCGUCCUGCAACUGCUUUGCUUGAUGACAGCCCCUGUGAUUGGCUAUAUCAUGGACUGGAAAUUGAAGGACUGCGAUGAUGGGAGCAGCGAAAUUGACGAGAAAGCACUGUCAGCUGGGACAAAACCGAGCGUAAAGAAAAGGGACCGAAAAAUUCAGAAAAUCACCAAUGCCACCCGAGCUUUUGUCUUCACUAACCUCCUCCUAGUGGGAUUUGGAAUCACCUGUCUGAUCCCAAACCUCCCCCUCCAGAUUCUGUCCUUCAUUCUUCACACGAUUGUCCGAGGUUUCAUUCACUCAGCCGUGGGUGGACUUUACGCUGCUGUAUAUCCCUCCACACAGUUCGGCAGUUUGACAGGGAUGCAGUCACUCAUCAGUGCUCUCUUCGCUCUGCUACAACAACCCCUCUUCCUGGCGAUGAUGGGACCACUUGAAGGCGACCCUCUCUGGGUGAAUAUUGGUUUGCUGGGAGUCAGUAUGCUGGGUUUCUGUCUCCCAGGCUACCUGCUCUAUUACAGGCACCAGCUCAAGAAGCAGAGGCUCCAGAAAGCCGAAGAUGCCAAACUCUUCAUGAAAAUCAAUGGCAGCUCAAAGCACGAAGCUUUUGUGUAGGCCGAGGGCUUCCUUCACCACGCUGAGACAGGACUCUUUAGGCCAAUGUUCACACUCGAUCCAUCAACAGACCCCCAGUGAGACGUUCAACAGUUUUCUGUUGGUGCUAGAAGCCCAUUUCUGGGAGCCGACAUCUUAGUAUCAUCGAUUAAUCAACGAUAUUUAUGUGGGAAAGGGGAAUAUUUACCAACCCUUCCUCUCAGUAAGUUAUUGGCUGAGGUCGCAGCUCUUGUGAUUUUUAUUUUAGAUGGCUUUGUUUCACUGGGAGGAUUUCCAUUCAGAGCCUGCGGCCCAGUGUUCAUGGCAAGCUCACUCCUUCCUCUGCCUCUCCCUCUCUCUCUCUCUCUUUCGCUCUCUCGCUCUCUGUCCCUCUUUCAUUCUUUCCCUGAUUCUCUCCUGGAGGGGCUGCCUGAGGAACAAGGAACCAAAUACCUGGCCUGAGAGCAAGAGGUUUCCUGACUCUCUGCUUGAGGAGACCCAACCCUGGCCUGUUACCCCUCUCCCUCACCCCCACCAUGACUCCCCUUCCCAAGCUGCAGGAGAGCAAAGGGGGGCAAAUCCUAAAUGCCACUUGUUAAAUGCAGCCUCCUGUAUUUUUAUGGUACUGAUUGGGGCAUCGGAGAGAUUAGCUAGCCCCCAGUCUUGGUGCUACAAGGGUUGCUCCUCAGACUCACACCCUGAGUGUAUUUUGAGACUGACAAUGCCGGGAAACCUGUACAAAUGAGGAUGAGGUUUCGCACUGGAGGAACCUGGACAAUGGUGGGAUUCAGGGAAAAGGUGAGGGUGGGGGAUAUAAUCCGUGCUGAAACAUUUUGGGGGUGAGGGGCAUGGCUUUCAUUUCCCCUCCCUCCCCAAUCCCCCCCUCUACAGUGGUGAAUGGGAAAGUGAAGGACCCCAGUAUUUCAGCAGAACUGCGGGCUGGGGGUGGGAG